Molecule: messenger RNA, 2076 nt
Organism: Sphaerulina musiva SO2202
Lineage: Eukaryota; Fungi; Ascomycota; Dothideomycetes; Mycosphaerellales; Mycosphaerellaceae
Product: WD repeat-containing protein 2
Exons: 1
Coding region: 1-1860 (619 amino acids)
Biological process (GO): actin filament depolymerization; positive regulation of actin filament depolymerization
Cellular component (GO): cortical actin cytoskeleton
Molecular function (GO): actin filament binding
Source: RefSeq, a predicted model, not a curated record
AUGUCAAUCACCCCCGAGGCCAUCUGGGCCGCUUCGCCUAGCACCACUCGUGGCCAGCCCACACCCUUAUCCACGGACAGCAAGGGCGAGCGCAUCUGCUAUGCUUCCAACAAAUCCAUCUUCGUGCGAUCCAUUGACCACCCUGAAAUCGCCAAACAAUAUACGGGCCACACCACCACGACAUCGGUCGCUCGCUUCUCGCCGUCGGGCUUUUACAUCGCCUCGGGAGAUGUCUCGGGCUCGGUGCGUGUAUGGGACAGCGUAGGAGCGGAGACCACAAAGGGAGAAUACCACAUUAUUGCAGGCCGCAUCAAUGACAUUGCCUGGGAUGGCGACAGUCAGCGUAUCAUUGCAGUGGGCGACGGAAAGGAGCGGUUUGGACACUGUAUUACAGCCGACUCGGGAAACAGUGUCGGCGAGAUCAGUGGGCACAGUCAGCAGAUCAAUUGCGUGGACGUACGGAAACAGAGGCCCCUCCGAGCUGCAACGGGGAGUGAUGAUAUGAGCAUGUGCUUCUUUCACGGAGCUCCAUUCAAGUUCAAUACGAGUGUUCGAGGAAAGCACGACAAAUUUGUCUAUGGCACACAAUUCAGUCCGGACGGCAGCAGCCUGGUGACUGUGGGAAGUGAUCGGCGGAUAUGGAUCUAUGAUGGCAAGACGGGAGAGGCGGUCAAGCAGAUCGGGGAGGGCGAGGAUGCGCACAAAGGAUCCAUCUUUGGCGUCAGCUGGAGUCCUGAUGGUAAGAAGGUGGUCACAGCAUCGGGCGACCAGACGGUGAAGGUGUGGGAUGUGGAGAGUGGAAAGCUCGUACAAAGCUGGAAGAUGGGCCCGGAAGGGAAAUCAAGUGUACCUGAUCAGCAGGUGGGAGUGGUGUGGCCACAAGGGAGAAGUGAUGGCUUGAUCAUAUCCGUGGACCUGGAAGGAAACCUCAACUACUUCAAGUUAGGCGACGACAAGCCCAUCAGAGUAGUGCGAGGACAUCAAAAAGCUGUGACUGCGGCAACAGCACCGAGCGAUGGACAAACAUUAUGGACCGGCGGUGCAGAUGGACGACUCCGAGCAUGGGACGUCUCUGCAGGGUCAGCAGCAAUGAUUGAUGGCGAGCCACACUCCAAUUAUGUGGCCAGCGUUUCUGCCGUGCCGAACGCUGACAGCAAAAGCGCACGCAUCUUCUCGGUCGGGUGGGACGACUUUCUGCGAACCAUUGAUUCUUCGCAAAAGUCAUUCGUAGGGGCGGUGAAGACAGAAGGCCAACCCAAGGCAGCGACUGUCGCUGUUAUUGGUGGCAGUCCGCAUACCCUCGUGGCGACGGCUGCAGGCAUCGCAUCCUAUGUCGAUGGCGAGAGUAUCGGAUUACAAAAGACACCAGCUCCCCCGACUGCACUUGCAGCGUCGGGCAGCAUCAUCGCAGCCGGGUCAGAUGACAAAGUCGUUCGCAUUUUCGAUGCCUCAUCGCCCUCGUCCUUUUCAGAGAUUGUCACCCUGAAAGAGGCGACCGCUCCCAUCUCGGCACUUUCGUUUUCUGGAGACGGAAAAUACCUGGCCGUGGGCCUGUCAAGUGGCAAAAUCUUUGCUUAUUCGAACGCCUCUGGAGCCUGGACGCUCGAAACGAAUCGCUGGUCGGCACAUACUGCUCGGGUUACCACUCUUGCUUGGAGCCCAGAUAAUAAGAAGGCGGUGUCGGGCGGGCUGGAUACGAAUGUAUUCGUAUGGUCUUUGACCGAUCCCGGGAAGCGUAUUAAGGCACCGAAUGCCCACAAAGAAGGCGUGGGUGCUGUUGCAUGGACAGAGGACGACAGAGUCAUAUCGACUGGUGCUGAUGCUGCUGUCAAGGUCUGGAAGGUGGCGGGAGUGCCUUGAUCCCCUUGAACCAGCCGCGUCUUCACGGGGGAUGCCUUCUUAAAAAGUAGAACCGGGAGAGAUCUCGAUAUAGACUUCAAGGACUGAAAGCACCCAAAAGUUACGUACCUAGGUACAUGUAGUGCCAUGCCCCCUUAGAUGAAGUGGUUGGGGUUGUAUUUCUGCUCUCAACUACGUGUAUAUAAACUACAACCUCCAGGCCAACCACAAGUCGAC